Molecule: messenger RNA, 576 nt
Organism: Cadophora gregata
Lineage: Eukaryota; Fungi; Ascomycota; Leotiomycetes; Helotiales; Ploettnerulaceae
Exons: 1
Coding region: 1-576 (191 amino acids)
Source: RefSeq, a predicted model, not a curated record
AUGGCACAUACUCAUUCUCAUUCCCGCUCCCGCUCAUACUCUAACUCUCACACAACAACCCACACCAGGCAACUCUACCCCGAAACCCUCCGACGAAUCCACCUCGUCCUCCGCACCAUCGGUCUCGGCCUUGCCAUCGCCCUCCUCGUCGUAGCCAUCAUCCUAACAACCCGCACAGGCGACACGCCGCCCAUCACGUACGUGGCCGUGAUCUGGUCGUUACUGCUCAACCUGUUCGAUUGGACGUGUUUACUGCUGCGUGGACGCAUCCCGCCGGGGGCGUUGAUGUCACUGGAUUUGAUUGCGGUGGGGUUGUUGGUUGGGGGCGUGAUUAAUUUGGCUGUUGUGAAUUAUAGGGGAGAUGGAGAUGUGGAUGUGGGUGGGAAGGAUGGGAAUUUGGUGGUAGCGGAGAGGUGGUUGCAGGGAAUCUUGAUGUAUGUAUUUCUCUAUUCUUUGGUUGUGACUCUGAAACCCCAAGUCCUCGGCUGCUAUAGUUUCUCACCUGAUUCGAAAUCACGCUUCGAGUUGUGGAGAGCUGUAAUAUUGUCAUGGGAUGUGGAUGAAGAGCGAUAUUGA